UUGCAGAGCAGCAGCGGCGGCGCGGAGGAAAGAACGAGAGACGCAGACGACAGAGGAGACACUCACUGGACAUCCUGAAGAAGCAGGAAGACUGCAAAGGUCAAAGGAGAGAGAGGCGCUUCAUUGAUGAGCUCGCGUUCAGGCGCUGGACACUUUCCAGAUUCAAGUUAGAUUGAGUCUGUGCUGCUAAUUUCAGUAGUUGCUGUGAGGAGAGUUAGUGUUGGGUUUGUAGUUUAACGCCAGGAUCAUGGACGCAUCAGGAAGGUUUUAGGUCACCGAAGGUCACCCGAGGGCCGUCAGCACUGCUAUUGAGGUGAGUUUGGAGAUGGAGUUGUGGAGACAGUGUGCCGGAUGGCUGAUUCAGUGCCGAGUGCUUCCCGAGAACCACAGAGUCACCUGUGACAACGCACAGGUGUGUGAUCUGGCCCAUGCUCUGAGAGAUGGAGUGUUACUCUGUCAGCUGCUCAAUAACCUGCUGCCGCAGUCGGUCAACCUGCGUCAGAUUGACCUGCGACCCCAGAUGUCUCAGUUCUUGUGUCUGAAGAACAUCAGGACGUUCCUGUGUGCCUGUCAGGAGAAAUUCGGUAUGAAGAAGAACGAGCUUUUCGAGGCCUUUGACCUGUUUGACGUCCGGGACUUUGCGAAGGUGAUCGAUACACUGUCCAUCCUGUCACAAACACCGCUGGCCCUGCAGAGAGGAUUCCGUGACACGGUGGAGGAAGAUGAUGAUCUUUAUGACUGUGUGGAGGAAGACGAGAAUGAAGGAGAUGAUAUUUAUGAAGAUCUGAUGAGGACGGAGGAACCAGAAACACAGCAGAAGGUUGAAGUGGACAAGAGGAGCUGCUGUCUUCAGGAGCUCAGACAGACAGAGGAGAAAUACACAAACACACUGGAAUCAAUACUUCAGCACUUUCUGAAACCGCUGCAGCCUUUCCUGCAGCCUGUGGACAUCGAGAACAUCUUCAUCAAUAUUCAAGAUCUGGCCAAGACUCAUCGCUCUCUGCUUCACGAGCUGCAGGAGUCCAUGCUGCAUUCACGAGCCGAGAAUCUCUAUCAGAUCUUCAUCGACUACAAGGAGAGGCUGUUGCUGUACGGACGUUACUGCAGUCAGGUGGAAGCCGCCACCAAACACCUGGACAAAAUCACCAGCAUGCAUGAAGACGUGAAGAUGAAACUGGAGGAGUGCUCAAUGAGAGCCAACAGCGGCAGGUUUUCACUGCGAGAUCUGCUGAUGGUUCCCAUGCAGAGAGUCCUGAAGUAUCAUCUGCUGCUGCAGGAGCUUGUGAAACAUACGGUGGACCAACGAGAGAAAGAAAACUUGCGCACUGCACUGGAUGCCAUGAGGGAUCUGGCUCAGUGUGUGAACGAGGUGAAGCGAGACAAUGAGAUCAUCCGUCAGAUCACGACGUUUCAGCUGUGCAUCGAGAAGAUGUCUCUGUCUCUGGCGUUAUACGGACGACCCAAAAUAGACGGGGAAUUCAAGAUCUGCAAUCUGGAAAAGAAAUCCAAACAGGACCGGUAUGGCUUUCUCUUCGAUAAGGCUCUGCUAGUGUGUAAGAAGCGCAGCGGCGAGAGUCUGGAGCUGAAGGAGCUGAUUGAGCUUCAGCAUUACCAGCUGAGAGACGAGCCGUCAGGAGAGAAGGACAGCAAGAAGUGGACGCACACCUUCCUGCUGAUGGAUCUGUACGGUCAGGGCGGCUACGAUCUCUUCUUUAAGACGCGAGAGCUGAAGAAGAAGUGGCUGGAGCAGUUUGAGAUGGCGCUGUCCAACAUGUGUCCGGAGAACAGCACGGCUAACGGUCAUGACUUUCAGAUGCACUGUUUUGAGGACACCACCUCGUGUAAAGCCUGUCAGAUGCUCCUCAGGGCGCCUCCUCCAGAUUUAACAGGACUGCCCUGGUUCGCUGGUAACAUGGACCGGGCCGGUGCUAAAACUCUGCUGAUGUCUCGCUCUGACGGGACAUUUCUGGUGCGGCAGAAAGACGCUGGAGAAUUCGCCAUCAGCCUCAAGAAGGCAUCAGGAUCAUGUGAGUGUGUAGCGUGUGAUGUGUUUAAUGUGUGUGUGUGGCAGGAGCUGGUGCAGUACUAUCAGGAGAACUCGCUAAGGGAGUGUUUUAAGGACGUGGACUCCAGACUGCAGACGCCGUACAAGCAGCCGGAGCAGAGCGCAGCGCCGCAGCACAGCAACACACGCCACGCAGGUGUGAGCGAGCGCUACCACGGCACGGCUAAAGUGCACUACGAUUUCUCUGCUCGUGACCGUACCGAACUCUCUCUGCGGGAGGGAGACACCGUCAAGAUCAUCUCCAAGAAAGCUCACAAUGGCUGGUGGAAAGGAGAGGUGUACGGCAGGGUGGGCCUUUUUCCUUCUAAUUACGUGGAGGAGGAGCAUUCAGAUUACUGCUAACCAAUUAACACCUUCAUCACAUCACACUGAUACUAUCACAGCCACGUCAGUCGUUUACAGCAUCUCAAUCUCACCUGAGAAUCAGUCAAACGUCCGAAUGAAUGGGGUUUGCUGGCUUGUACAUAGUGUUCUUCACUAGACAAAGUGGAUGAUUUCAUCGUUUCAUUUUAAACAGACUCCAGUUUGGAGUGAUUUAAUCCAGGAGUAGUUCAGAUUAAAGUUAACGGUUUGAUGGGUUCAGAAGAGUUCGUCAGUGUUUCAGUGGAUGUAAUGGGGUGUUUUUUUCCUUGAGAUUCCAAUUAAAGUGGUUUUAAAAGCAUUGUGAUGUUCAACAAACACAGAGA
Molecule: messenger RNA, 2751 nt
Organism: Sinocyclocheilus anshuiensis
Lineage: Eukaryota; Metazoa; Chordata; Actinopteri; Cypriniformes; Cyprinidae
Gene: vav1
Product: vav guanine nucleotide exchange factor 1
Exons: 21
Coding region: 326-2407 (693 amino acids)
Biological process (GO): intracellular signal transduction; cell migration; regulation of GTPase activity
Cellular component (GO): cytoplasm
Molecular function (GO): protein binding; guanyl-nucleotide exchange factor activity
Source: RefSeq, a predicted model, not a curated record